Messenger RNA from Penicillium cosmopolitanum, 759 nucleotides. RefSeq lists its product as uncharacterized. The record is from RefSeq and is a predicted model, not a curated record. The transcript has 3 exons. Lineage: Eukaryota; Fungi; Ascomycota; Eurotiomycetes; Eurotiales; Aspergillaceae. The coding region runs from base 1 to 759 and encodes 252 amino acids.
AUGACUUCCUCAACUGAAGGCCUUGAGCUUGCUCAAAUUGCUUUCUACGCCGUUGCAUCCCUUCCUGCUACCUACUGCAUCGUCAAACACGGAAAAGCUGGGGUUCUAGGCUGGAUCUACGUAUUCGUCAUGUGUGGUCUGCGUUUAGUAGGGAACGGGAUAGCAUACCAUGCCCUUUCCACAACGGGUGAGCCCAACAGGGCAGCUUCUAUUAUCAGUGGCAUCGGACUUUCGCCACUCUUGCUAGCCGCAAUUGGUAUUCUUCGCGAGUCAAAUUACUCGAUCCAGUCGAAACUGCCAGUCUUUCUUGGUGGAUUCGGUAUGCUGAUUCCCCAUCUUGUCGUUGGUGGCGGUAUUGGGCUUGCAGCGGCAAGUGGAAACCACACAACUCUGCUUGAGGUCGGCUUGAUCAUUUUUGCGACCGGUUGGAUAAUUGUUGUCGGGCUGAUGGUACUUUCUGUCAAAUCAAACGCUCACCGCAGCCGACUCGAGGAUGAGACCAAGCUUCUUCAUGCCGUCAUGAUUGCCUUGCCGCUCAUUGGUGUCCGCCUUAUUUACGCCAUCGCAAUUGUAUUCAAGUACAAGAAUGCUGGUGGCGGAAGUCUAGCCGUCCGGGUCAUUUUUGGUACUUUACCAGAGUUUUUGGUCAUGACUACUUACUUGUCUGCUGGGCUUGUUACUCAUAACUUGGCUCGCCGCCGUUGCCAAAACAAGCCAGGCCCCGCUUCUGCCUCAAACUAUACUCAUGUCACAGUAUAG